AUGCCGUUCAGCGGCGCAUUUUUGGUGUCAGUGGCGACGGUUUCCGCGGAGAUUUGGCAACGCGUGGCGUGCCUGCCGGAGCAUAUCCCCGGCGAGCAGCUAUUGGAUCUGGUCCUCUGUUUCCCCGCCCGAGAGCUGGGCCGUAUGGCUAUGCACCUCUGGGAUUUCCUCUGCUUCUCGCCGACGCCGUACUACGGUAAUACUUAUUAUUACGCUUACACCUCUUCCGACGACGACGAUGGCGACUACGGGCGCCCUUACGCCGGCCUAGAGUACUACGACGACUCCGACUCCGACUCGUCGAGCUCCGGUUGA
This is a messenger RNA of Ipomoea nil (Japanese morning glory), 315 nucleotides long. RefSeq lists its product as uncharacterized. The record is from RefSeq and is a predicted model, not a curated record. The coding region runs from base 1 to 315 and encodes 104 amino acids. NCBI's taxonomy places the organism in Eukaryota, Viridiplantae, Streptophyta, Magnoliopsida, Solanales, Convolvulaceae. The transcript has a single exon.